AGUUAGGAACACGAAGCAUCACUGCACUCACGUUAGCUUGUGGACUACCUUGCUCCUGCGCCCAUUGAAGACACGUCGAGCAAUUCAGGCAGCAAUAGGGAAAGCAAAUACCAUCGCAGUCAAACGAACAGAGAAAAGUACGCAAUGAAGCGCUUUUCUGCAUGGGUGCCGUCGGCGAUGCGCAGCGGUGCCGUGCUUUCGGCCGUGACGGUGCCUCGGCGCUUCGCCGCUGCCGUGGCAGACGCCACCGAGAAGAUGCAUAGCACGCAGCAACAAGAGGAAGGUGAGUCGUCACGGCACCACGAAGAUGUCUCUGGAAAGGAGGAAACGAAGGCGGACACGAAGUCCACCGCCCUCGGCGCGAUGGCGGACGAGGACGCACCGCGGCGAAGGAACAUUGUGGUGCUGAGCAACACCACGAAAGCCGUCUACAUUCACCCGACGAACCACAUCGCCUCGUGGUACUGGUUCAUCACAGACUUCCACAAGUGGUUUGUCGGCAUGGUUUUCCUCUUUGUCGGGACGCAGGUCAUCGCACGCUACCGUGUGGCGAAGCUGCAGACCGCUACCCAGGCGCAGCUGGGUGAGAACCUGCUGGAUCAACGCACGCGCGAUUUGCUGAGCGAUAUUGAGGUGUUGCGUAAGAAGGACCCGAUUCGGCUGGAGCACGAGGCGAACGUCUACCAUGAGCAGUUCUGGAAGCGACGUGCGGUGGCGGUGGUGGAGUCGCGUAGCGAGGUGCGCAAGUUGGAAAUUCAGCGCGGCAAGAUGCAAGGGGAGGCGCGUGGAACGGACAUGACGGAGUGGCUCGGCGCGAAGGCCAAGGAUGACGAGGAGCGCGAGGUAGCACGACGGACACAGGACUACAUUCAGGGCUUCCAUCAGCAUCUUAAGUCAAAGAGGCUCAUUUAG
Molecule: messenger RNA, 912 nt
Organism: Leptomonas pyrrhocoris
Lineage: Eukaryota; Euglenozoa; Kinetoplastea; Trypanosomatida; Trypanosomatidae
Exons: 1
Coding region: 145-912 (255 amino acids)
Source: RefSeq, a predicted model, not a curated record